Aureobasidium subglaciale EXF-2481 is the source of this 1320-nucleotide messenger RNA. RefSeq lists its product as uncharacterized. The transcript has a single exon. NCBI's taxonomy places the organism in Eukaryota, Fungi, Ascomycota, Dothideomycetes, Dothideales, Saccotheciaceae. The coding region runs from base 438 to 893 and encodes 151 amino acids. The record is from RefSeq and is a predicted model, not a curated record.
GACAAAUCUUACUUUGCCUGUCUCGCACUUUGUCGCAAAACAGACCAGGCCACCCAAAUCCGACCCCCACGCCCGCCUGACCAGUGACCACUCACCACCGCGAUCCAUCGUCACGCUCGACGCCGCGUGAGCUUGUGCUGUUUGUCUUCGUCGAUACGCUCUCCAGCUUCUCGUCGUCGCCGCUGUUGUUUCUUGCUGUUUGAUCCAUCGUCUAUCGUCCCCGUUCAUCGUCCGCUUGUGCGCCUGUGCCCGCCGUGCCUCCCUGUCCGGUUCCGAGGCUUCCCAACUGCGCAUCCGAUCCACUCGUCAUUUCGUCUCUUGGCUUACUGCCAUCCGAAACCCUGCAUCCUGCUUUUUUUCUCUUCCGCUGCCUCUUGCAUGCAACAUACAUCAUUAUUCCCUGCCGCAUCAUCCCCAGCCCAUCGCAACCAUAAACAAUGCCUUCCGCCAACGCUGCUUCCAUGUCCAGCAUUGCCUUGUGGUACCGCCUGUUCUUUCUUUACAUUGAGCCCCUGGCCACCAUCAUAGGUGCUUACUACGCAUGGUAUCGGCAGAAUGACUACCUCGACAUGACUUACGCCUCGGCUUCGGCCGUUUCCCUCGGCCCAUCCGCCCGCGAAAGCAUCGUUCUGAAUCAACUUGCAAAUAUGUAUGCUGUAUUCGCACUAAACGAAGCCCUUGUCUUACGCUCAACCACCAACCUUCGCGUCUGGAGAGUCUUCCUCUUCGGCCUUUUGCUCGCCGAUUUUGGUCACAUCUACAGCGUCAAGGAUGUGGGGUACGACAUUUAUUGGCAAUUCUGGGAUUGGAAUUCAAUGUACUGGGGUAAUUUGGGUUUCGUCUACGUGGGAGCUGCUACCAGAAUCGCUUUUCUCACUGGGCUCGGCGUUUGAGUUGCGCCUGGUCCAACGACUUGGUUCUCCAUGUUCGAGCGAGAUCUCAGAGAAGACGCGAGUUAGGGCUCCCGACAUGUCCCAACGGUGUGUCUGGCUCUGCGACCUCGAACUGUAUGAGAGUGACUGCUCUCUAGCAAUUUCAAACACCUUCUCCGUUGUACAAUGCUCGGCAGGAACGUUCAAACCAGCCACUUGGAUACGGCUCACGUCUCAGAUGUCUCAGCCAUGCGCCGUAUUCCGUGCCCCCAUUCGAUGUUUCGAUACUCAGGGGUGCUCGGUUCGUGGCUCCCGUCAAUCACUCUUACUACAAAGCUUAUAUAUGGUAUGCGUGUCACUGCAGCUCUCACUCAGCUUCGACGAUGGUGUGCACACUAUGUGGAGACUUGUUCAGUGCCGUCUGAUAGAAACUCUGGUCCAAUAGAGC